CCUCACAAUUCACUUGAUUUUAUUCUACAACGGCUAAAAAUUCUGUGCUCAAUCAUUUUCGUAUUCAAAGAAAUUCUGGUGAUACAACACAACUGUAAAAAAAUUUUGAAACCGUAUAAUACGCUUGAAUUAUACAAAUUAUUUAUUUGGCCAAAAAUGGCGCCGCCUGUUUAUGCUGAUUUGGGCAAGCUAGCCCGCGAUUUGUUCAAGCGUGGUUAUCAUCCUGGCCUAUGGCAGCUCGACUGCAAAACUAUGACUAGCUCCGGCAUUGAAUUCUUUACGACUGGCUUUGCCAGCCAGGAUGCCAGCAAAGUGAUGGGCUCUUUGCAAAGCAAAUAUAAUAUUGAGGAUUAUGGGAUUACGCUCACCGAACGAUGGAACACGGAUAAUCUACUCUAUGGCGAAAUUGCGCAAAAAGACAAAUUGGUUGAGGGCCUUUUGCUCGCAUUGGAGGGCCGUUUUCAACCAUCAUCAGGCGAUAAGAGUGGCAAAUUUUUGGCAAGAUAUGCCCAAGACUAUUUCAACAUACUAGGGAAAUGUGAUAUCAAGAGGGAUCCCAUAAUUGGUCUGUCUUUGGUGGUGGGCCACGAAGGCUUCUUGGCCGGCGCUUCCACUGACGUCGAUAUAAACGCCGAAAAUGUGAAUUGGAGUGUUGCGCUGGGCUGGAGCAAUGAUAAGACGACCCUACAUGGCGAACUAAUUAAUGCUAAAGGCUGGCUGGUCUCGGUGUUCCACAAGGCAACUGAUCAAAUAGACGCCGCUAUUGAGAUCGGCCAGCCUGCCUCGCCAUUGGAGGGCGAUGACUUGCAAUUUGGAGAUGUGAAUGCUGGUAUAGGCAUGAUCUAUCGUUUGGAAGGUGAUGCGCUAAUUCGUGCCAAAAUUAACAGUAAUGCCGAAGUAGGCCUGGGCUUUCAGCAGAAGUUGCGUGAAGGCAUCACCAUGUCCAUAUCGACGGUGCUCAAUUGCAAGCAAUUCAGCGAUGGCGAUCACAAAUUCGGCGUUGGCCUCUCCUUGGAGUGCUAAGAGCAGUUGUCCAUAUCGCUAUCAAAUUUGUUGCUUUCAUUGAUUUUGUGAUUCUGUUGUUAAACGUUCUACACCUGUUAGUAUUUGUGUCCUGCCU
Drosophila navojoa is the source of this 1120-nucleotide messenger RNA. It is a transcript of the gene Porin2, whose product is annotated as voltage dependent anion channel 2. The record is from RefSeq and is a predicted model, not a curated record. Gene Ontology annotation, cellular component: mitochondrial outer membrane. Gene Ontology annotation, molecular function: voltage-gated monoatomic anion channel activity. Lineage: Eukaryota; Metazoa; Arthropoda; Insecta; Diptera; Drosophilidae. Gene Ontology annotation, biological process: monoatomic anion transmembrane transport.